UCGCCGUUGGACCAGUCGCGAACAUCGCGGAACAUCUUUCUCUCCUGCAGUUGCUGCAAUUAACCGACCCUUGGAUUACGGUUUCUUGCAGAGUCCAGUGCGCUUGCUGGAACGCGUUCCCUGGAUCGUGGUAUCCCGGCCGUAUCCGUGUGUGAGCAGUGCGACAGUGAUUUGUGGGCUUUUGGAAGGAAUCUUGUGCUCAAGGACCACAUUUUCCUCCAUCCCGGAUUAGGAAAUCAUCAUCGCCAACGAGGGAAAACCACGACUUGUGAAAUAUUAGGAAAAACGAAACGAAAUUAAACUAAAAGUGACACGGAUAGUGGAGUAAGCGAAAAAUCCUCAACGAAGCGAAAAAAAAAUCGUGUCACCUGUGGAAAUAAUUGAAUAAAAUAGUUUAGAAAAAGUGAAAUAUUAAAAUUUGCUCCAAGCAAAUCCAUACCCAGUGCACAGAAGAACCAAUGAAGUAACACGAAAAGGAUCCGUCUUUAUUUUUUUCAUUCAAGUAUCCUUUCGUUUAGUUCAGUCUUCCUCGUUUGCAUUUUUAAUGUUUUUGAUUGGAAGAAGAAAACUUUACGUCUACUGAAGUAACCCACUUGGAUAUAAGAGGGAGCGGUUACAGCUAAGUAAUCAUGGCGGAAGCGGAAGGAGGUUCGGAGCAGGAUGAUGUUUCAUUCUUGCGGACGGAAGACAUGGUCUGUCUGUCCUGCACGGCUACGGGCGAACGUGUCUGCCUGGCGGCGGAAGGCUUCGGCAACCGGCAUUGCUUUCUCGAGAACAUUGCCGACAAGAACAUCCCGCCGGACCUAUCGCAGUGCGUGUUUGUCAUCGAGCAGGCGCUCUCGGUCCGUGCCCUGCAGGAGCUGGUCACGGCCGCCGGUUCCGAAACCGGCAAUGAUUCGGUAGGCAAAGGAACGGGCUCUGGACACCGAACGCUACUGUACGGCAAUGCCAUUCUGCUUCGUCACAACAACAGUGAUAUGUAUCUAGCGUGCCUUUCGACGUCGUCUUCCAACGAUAAGCUAUCGUUUGACGUCGGUCUGCAGGAGCAUAGCCAGGGCGAGGCGUGCUGGUGGACAGUUCACCCGGCCAGCAAGCAACGUUCCGAAGGUGAGAAGGUCCGCGUAGGAGACGAUCUUAUUUUGGUCUCGGUGGCAACCGAACGUUAUUUGCACACUACCAAGGAGAAUGACCUUUCGGUUGUUAAUGCUAGCUUCCACGUCACGCACUGGAGUGUCCAGCCUUAUGGCACCGGUAUCUCACGCAUGAAGUACGUCGGUUACGUAUUUGGCGGCGAUGUGCUUCGAUUCUUCCACGGCGGCGACGAAUGUCUCACCAUACCAAGCACGUGGGGACAGGAACCGGGACAGAACAUGGUAGUCUACGAAGGUGGUUCUGUUAUGUCGCAAGCUAGGUCCCUCUGGCGACUGGAAUUGGCACGAACCAAAUGGGCCGGAGGUUUCAUCAACUGGUCCCACCCGAUGCGAAUUCGUCACUUGACCACCGGUCGCUAUCUUGGCGUCAACGAAAACAAUGAGCUGAUUCUGAUGUCCCGAGAACUGGCUACCACAUCGCAAACGGCAUUCGUACUACGGGCGGAAAAAGACGACCAGAAGGUGGUACUGGAAGACAAAGAUCUUGAGGUGAUCGGUGCACCGAUCAUCAAGUACGGUGACUCGACUGUUAUCAUGCAACACCACGAAUCCGGACUGUGGGUGAGCUACAAAAGCUACGAAACCAAGAAGAAGGGCGUUGGCAAAGUCGAGGAGAAGCAGGCCGUACUCCACGAGGAAGGAAAGAUGGACGACGGGUUGGACUUUUCCCGCUCGCAAGAGGAAGAAUCGCGAACUGCACGGGUCAUCCGCAAGUGUUCGCAUCUGUUCACGAAAUUCAUUGGUGGCCUUGAAACGCUGCAGCAGAACCGCCGGCAUUCGUUCUUCCUACAGACGAUCAACCUGGGUGAGAUGGUGAUGUGCCUGGAGGACUUGAUCAACUACUUUGCUCAACCGGAAGACGACAUGGAGCAUGAAGAGCGUCAAAAUCGUCUGCGAGCUCUGCGCAACCGUCAAGAUCUGUUCCAGGAGGAGGGUGUGUUGAACCUGAUUCUGGAAGCGAUCGACAAAAUCAAUAUCAUCUCGUCGCAAGGCUUCUUGGCUUCGUUCUUGGCCAGUGAUGAAACUGGUCAGAGCUGGGAAAUGAUUUCCGGUUAUCUGUACCAACUUCUGGCGGCCAUCAUCAAGGGCAAUCACACCAAUUGUGCUCAGUUUGCCAACUCGAACCGCCUGAACUGGCUAUUUUCCCGUCUAGGUUCGCAAGCCUCCAGCGAAGGUUCCGGUAUGCUGGAUGUACUCCAUUGCGUUCUCAUCGAUUCUCCGGAGGCGUUGAAUAUGAUGCGAGACGAGCAUAUCAAGGUCAUUAUUUCUCUACUGGAAAAGCAUGGUCGCGAUCCGAAGGUUUUGGAUGUGCUUUGUUCUCUGUGCGUUGGUAAUGGUGUAGCGGUACGAUCUUCGCAGAACAACAUUUGCGAUUUCUUGCUUCCGGGGAAGAAUCUCCUUCUGCAGACUAGUCUGGUAGACCAUGUGGCCAGUGUCAGGCCGAACAUUUUUGUGGGGCGUGUUGAAGGGUCUGCCGUUUACCAGAAGUGGUAUUUUGAGGUGACCAUGGAUCAUAUCGAACAAACUACGCACAUGUCUCCGCACCUGAGAAUCGGUUGGGCCAACACCACCGGGUACGUCCCGUAUCCAGGAGGUGGCGAAAAAUGGGGUGGCAAUGGAGUUGGUGACGAUUUGUUUUCGUAUGGCUUUGAUGGUGUAUUUUUCUGGUCCGCUGGACGCAGAACGCAAGUCGUGUUUUCGAACGUUACGGAACCGUUUAUUAAGAAGAAUGACGUUAUUGGGUGCACAUUGGAUUUGAGUGUCCCUGUAAUCAGGUUCACGUUCAACGGAGAACCGGUACAUGGUUCCUUUACGGAUUUCAAUCUGAAUGGCAUGUUCUUCCCGGUUAUCAGCUGUUCGUCAAAGCUGAGUUGCCGUUUUCUUUUCGGUGGUGAUCAUGGUCGAAUGAAGUUUAAUCCACCGCCAGGGUUCUCCCCGCUGGUUCAGUGCCUUAUGCCCCAUCAAAAUCUUAGCUUGGAUCCCUGUUUCUUUUUUGGAAAUCUAAACAAAAAUGUCCUGGCUGGUCCGUGGUUAGUGGAGGAUGACUCGGCAUUUGUACCGAAGCCAGUAGAUACUUCCACCGUUACACUGCCAGCAUCAGUGGAGACGAUUAAAGAUAAAUUGGCUGAGAACAUCCAUGAAAUGUGGGCUCUGAACAAAAUCGAAUCCGGAUGGACCUGGGGUGAGCGCAGGGACGAUCUGUACAGGGUGCAUCCUUGUUUGACAUCCUUCGAGAAGUUGCCUGCAGCGGAGAAGCGAUAUGAUUGCCAACUGGCCGUGCAAACUCUGAAAACGAUUCUCUCAUUGGGAUACUACAUCUCGAUGGACAAACCUCCCGCGAGAAUUCGACCGAUCCGUUUGCCAAACGAUCCUUACAUGCAAGGCAACGGAUACAAACCUGCUCCACUGGAUUUGAGUGCCGCUGUGCUAAAUCCCAAGAUGGAGGAGCUGAUAGAUUUGCUAGCCGAGAAUACUCACAACCUAUGGGCGAAGGAGCGUAUCCAGCAGGGCUGGACGUACGGGUUGAACGAGGACGGUGAAAACAGACGCAGUCCCCAUUUGGUGCCGUACAGCAAGGUAGACGAAGCCAUCAAGAAGGCAAAUCGCGAUACGGCGUCGGAGACUGUACGGACACUGCUGAUCUAUGGCUACAAUUUGGAUCCACCGACCGGUGAGGCCAACGAAGCUCUGGCUGCCGAAGCAUUCCGGCAGAAGUUUGCUGCCUUCAGAACGUACCGAGCGGAGAAGAACUAUGCCGUUACAUCCGGGAAAUGGUACUUUGAGUUUGAAGUAUUAACUGCAGGUCCGAUGAGGGUGGGAUGGGCGCGUGCAGACUGUAAUCCCGGAACUAUGCUGGGUAGCGAUGACGCCUCGUGGGCUUUCGAUGGAUACAACGAAGAAAAAGUGUCUGGAGGUGCAACGGAAUCAUUCGGCAAACAGUGGGUACCUGGCGAUAUCGUUGGUGUAUUUCUUGACUUAGUGGAUCAUACGAUCAGUUUUUCACUGAACGGUGAACUCUUGAUGGAUGCCCUCGGCGGCGAAACCACUUUUGCCGAGGUCAACGCACCGGAAGGCAUUGGUUUCGUACCAGCAUGUACCAUUGGAAUCGGUCAAAAAGCUCGCGUUGUCUACGGUCAGGAUGUCGACUCGCUCAAGUGGUUCACCACUUGCGGUCUGCAAGAGGGCUACGAACCUUUCUGUGUUAACAUGAAACGCGCCGUUACGCACUGGUACACGAAGGAUCAACCGACCUUCGAAAACAACGAGGACAUCCCGGAUUGUAAGAUCGACGUCACCCGUAUUCCGGGUGGUGCCGACACACCGCCAUGUCUGAAAAUCUCGCACAACACUUUCGAAACGAUGGAAAAGGCCAACUGGGAGUUCCUGCGGCUGUCGCUCCCCGUUACUUGCGAUGCCACCUUUAUUGAUGAAAGAGAAAAGAUGCACCGAUGGGAAGAGAUUCGCAUUCGUCAGCAUCGUCUGCUGGUGGAGGCCGAACAGCAAGCUCAGCCGAAUGCCGCUCAUUUGGAUCACAUCAUGAAGAGUGGAUUCACGAUGAACGAUCUGAAGGGGCUUCAGAGGAAUUACUCCGAAGAUGCAGUGGAGUCGGAUGAAGUCAUGCGGCGUGGGCCCGCACGUCCAUCGCGUGCUACCCGUCGAGGUGAAGGGCUAAGUCCACCAGGAAUUGAGAUCAACGGAGAAAUGCACCUGUCCGACCAUGAAAAUGCUUACUCGGAUCAUGAAAUGGAUGAUGACCGGAAGAAACGCGGUCGUAGCCCGUUCCGGCUCUUUGGUAAGAAACGCGAUCAAAGCAAGGACAAACUGAAGGAUCGUCGCACACCUGAGCCGGAACCUCGUCGAGGAGCAAUGCAACAGCCACAGCGGGCGGUUGCUCGUAGUGGUACGAUCCGCGCUUCGAACGCCGAUAUCCGAGGAGCAGCACAGAUGUCUGCCGAUCGCAAAUCUAUGGGCAGCCCGCAGGGUGUCGAGUCGUUCGGAAGCGAAAUCUACGACGCCGAAUGCUUGAAGCUUAUCAAUGAAUAUUUCUACGGUGUGCGCAUCUUCCCCGGUCAGGAUCCAACGCACGUCUACGUUGGUUGGGUGACCACGCAGUAUCACGUACACAGCAAGGACUUCAGCCAGGACAAAGUCCGUCAUGCUGCGAUCUACGUGGAAGAUGAAAUGGAGAAAACCGUUGAAGUCGUUAACCGUCAAUCGUGCUACAUGGUCCGCGCCGAUGAGUUAUUCAACGAAGUCACCCAGGAUGCCUCUGGAAAGGGAGCAUCUCAGGGAAUGUUCGUUGGAUGCUUUGUCGAUACGGCUACGGGUACAAUUCGCUUCACUUGCGAAGGGAAGGAAACCUCGCACGUAUUUCUGAUGGAACCGGAGACCAAACUGUUCCCGGCUAUCUUCGUUGAAGCUACGAGCAAAGAAAUUCUUCAAAUCGAGCUGGGUCGCACCCCGACUACUUUGCCGCUGUCAGCUGCAGUUCUUCCAACAAGCGACAAACAUAUCAAUCCGCAAUUCCCACCCAGGCUGAAGGUACAGUGCCUGAAACCGCACUCGUGGGCCCGUGUGCCAAAUACUGCCUUACAAGUCCAUGCUCUCAAGCUGUCCGACAUCCGAGGUUGGUCAUUGCUCUGCGAAGACCCAGUCUCCAUGCUUGCUCUGCAUAUUCCCGAGGAGGAUCGUUGCAUAGACAUCCUUGAGUUGAUCGAAAUGGAUCGACUUCUGUCUUUCCAUGCCCAUACCCUAACACUGUACUCAGCACUUUGCUACCAAUCCAAUUAUCGGGCAGCCCAUGCACUCUGCAAUCACGUAGAUCAAAAGCAGUUACUCUAUGCAAUUCAGUCAGAAUACAUGAGCGGACCGCUUCGUCUCGGAUUCUACGAUUUGCUGAUCGCCCUUCACCUGGAAUCCCACGCAAACACAAUGGAAGUCUGCAAGAACGAAUUCAUCAUCCCACUGGGAACGGACCUGAAGGAUCUGUAUAUGGAUCCAGAAAUGUGUCACUCCCUCCGUUCCCUGCAGACCCUCUCCGUAAGACCUCAGAUGAACAUGACGGAGAUUGCAUCACCCUCACCCCCACAAUCGAAUUUGCCAACAUUAGUAGCACCAGAUUCUUCCAGUGAACCAAUACCGGCAAUUGAUUCGCUUUAUUCGCCAAGAUUCCCGCUCGAAGUGGUGCGGGAGUUUGUGAUGGCCGCACUGAAAGAGGCGGUUGAGAUCAAUCAGGUGCACAACCGCGAUCCGAUCGGCGGCUCCAAUGAAAAUCUGUUCUUACCGUUGAUCAAGCUUAUCGACAGAUUGUUGUUGGUUGGUGUGAUCACCAACGAAGAUGUCGAAAAGUUGUUGAUCAUGAUCGAUCCUGAGACGUGGGAUCCUUCGUUCCAAAAGGAAGGUAAGGAUGAGCAUCGCAAGGGCUUGCUAACGAUGAAGAUGGCAGAAGGUGCCAAGCUUCAGAUGUGCUACCUUCUGCAUCAUUUGUACGAUGUGCAGUUGCGUCACCGAACGGAAAGCAUCGUCGCUUUCGCUUAUGACUACGUGUGCGAUCUACAGCAAGAUCAGUUAAGAAGAUACAUCGAAAUUAAGCAUUCAGAUCUACCGAGUGCCGUUGCCGCCAAGAAAACUCGUGAGUUCCGUUGUCCACCACGUGAACAAAUGAACGCCAUUUUGUGUUUUAAGAACCUGGAAGGCGAAGAUCUAGAAAACUGUUCCUGUGGAGGUGACCUUCGCGAUCGGUUAGCUGAGUUCCACGACAAACUGAUGGGAAAAGUAUCUUUGAACGCGCUCCAGGAACCGGAAGAAGAAACGGUUGAGCCUGUGAAUGAAACAAGACCAGGCGCAUUGAAGAAGUUGUACAACUUCAUUAAUGCCGUAAAGGAGUUGGAAGAAGAUCCAAAGGAACCGGAGGAAACUGAUAAGAAAACUCCGGAAGAAGUCUUCCGUAAGGUACUGAUCAAGCAAAUCGUCUCCUGGGCAGAAGAGUCUCAGAUCGAAAAUCCCAAGCUGGUUCGAGAGAUGUUCGGUUUGCUGGUCCGACAGUACGACACCAUCGGUGAGCUGAUCAACGCUUUGAACAAGACGUACGUAAUCAACUCCAAGACGACUGGAGACGUGGCGAACAUGUGGGUUGGAUUGAGUCAAAUCCGUGCCCUCCUACCGGUCCAGAUGAGCCAAGAGGAAGAGGACCUGAUGCGUAAACGAUUGUGGAAGCUGGUCAACAACCAUACCUUCUUCCAGCAUCCGGAUUUGAUUCGCAUCCUAAGGGUGCACGAGAACGUGAUGGCUGUAAUGAUGAACACUCUGGGACGACGUGCUCAAGCCCAGAGCGAUGCGCCAGCCCAGUCCGCUGAAGGUGAAGAGACCCCGCCAAAAGAGAAGGACACAUCCCAUCAGAUGGUUGUCGCUUGCUGCCGUUUCUUGUGUUACUUCUGUCGUACUGGACGUCAGAACCAACGCGCUAUGUUCGACCACUUUGACUUCUUGCUGGAAAACUCGAAUAUCUUGUUGUCUAGACCAAGUCUGCGAGGUUCCACUCCGUUGGACGUGGCUUACUCCAGUUUGAUGGAAAACACAGAACUCGCCCUGGCUCUCCGAGAACACUACCUGGAGAAGAUUGCGGUCUAUCUAUCGCGUUGCGGUCUGCAAAGCAAUUCUGAGUUGAUUGAACGUGGCUAUCCGGAUCUUGGAUGGGACCCCGUGGAAGGUGAACGCUAUCUGGAUUUCUUGCGCUUCUGUGUUUGGGUCAACGGUGAAAGCGUUGAGGAGAACGCCAAUCUUGUCAUUCGUCUGUUGAUCCGACGUCCGGAGUGUUUGGGUCCUGCGCUUCGUGGUGAAGGUGAAGGUUUGUUGAAGGCCAUCAUCGACGCCAACAAGAUGUCCGAAAAGAUUUCCGAGCGUAGAAAGAUGCAGGAUGAGGCCGAAGGUACGAUCACUGGUCUAGGCUUUUCGCAUCCCCUGCCAGAGGGAGAUGACGAUGAAGAUUACAUCGAUACCGGAGCUGCCAUUCUGUGUUUCUAUUGUACGCUGGUGGAUCUGUUGGGCCGUUGCGCACCGGAUGCAUCGGUGAUCGAACAAGGGAAGAACGAAUCAUUGCGAGCCCGUGCCAUUCUGCGUUCUUUGGUACCGCUGGAAGAUCUACAAGGAGUUCUGGGUUUGAAGUUCACAUUGACUAAUCCGGCGGUUGGCGAAGAAAGGCCCAAGUCCGACAUGCCUUCUGGAUUAGUUCCUGGACACAAGCAGAGUAUUGUGCUGUUCUUGGAGCGUGUGUAUGGAAUUGAAACGCAGGAACUGUAUUACCGACUGUUGGAAGACUCCUUCCUUCCUGAUUUGCGAGCAGCCACCAUCCUUGAUAGAAGUGACGGGUCGGAGAGCGACAUGGCCCUAUCCAUGAAUCGCUACAUUGGCAAUUCCAUCCUGCCGUUGCUCAUUAAACACUCUAAGUUCUACAACGAAGCUGAGAACUAUGCCAGCUUGCUCGACGCCACUUUGCACACAGUAUAUCGCAUGUCCAAAAAUCGAAUGCUUACUAAAGGACAGCGUGAGGCAGUAUCCGAUUUCUUAGUUGCUCUGACUUCAGCGAUGCAUCCAGCUAUGUUGUUGAAACUGCUCCGAAAGCUCACUGUUGACGUCUCGAAGCUUUCCGAGUAUACGACAGUAGCCUUACGACUACUUACGCUGCACUACGAUCGCUGUGCCAAGUACUACGGAACGACAGGCAGUGGACAAGCGUCGCAGUUCGGAGCUUCUUCGGAUGAAGAGAAGCGACUCACCAUGUUGCUGUUCUCGAACAUCUUUGAUUCACUCAGUAAUAUGGACUACGAUCCGGAGUUGUUCGGAAAAGCGCUGCCUUGUCUGAUUGCCAUCGGUUGCGCCUUGCCCCCGGAUUACAGUUUGUCGAAGAACUCUGACGAUGAUCUGUACGGAAAACCGACGAGCAGCCCCGAUCAACCGCACUAUAAUCCGCAGCCAAUCGAUACCACCAUGGUUCAGCUGACAAAUGAUCUGAAUCAGAUAACACAGAAAUUCAGCGAGCAUUAUCACGACGCCUGGGCUAGCAAGAAGUUCGAAAAUGGCUGGAGCUAUGGAGAUCAGUGGUCCGACUCGAAUAAGACACAUCCUCGCCUGAAACCUUACACCAUGCUCAGUGAAUAUGAGAAGGAACGCUACAGAGACCCAGUUCGGGAGAGCUUGAAGGGAUUGUUGGCGCUCAAUUGGCGCGUUGAUCAUUCCGAAGUUGACGUUCCCCAUUCUAAUCGAGGAUCGAUACGCAGACAAUCCAAGCCCAAUCUUGAAUUACAGGGAGACACAGGUUCGCCGUUCAACUACAACCCCCACCCGGUCGACAUGACCAAUCUAACUCUGAGCAGAGAAAUGCAGAACAUGGCCGAACGGUUGGCCGAAAACUCGCACGAUAUCUGGGCGAAGAAGAAGUUCGAAGAAUUGCGCCAAUGUGGGGGCGCUAUCCACGCACAGUUGGUCCCGUACGAUCUGUUGACCGAUAAGGAGAAGCGUAAGGAUCGCGAACGAUCGCAGGAAUUCCUGAAGUAUUUGCAAUACCAGGGUCUUAAAUUGCACAAACCAUCUCGUGGAAUGACCGAGGAGCCAGGCGUUACCGCGGCAGCUAUCGAAGCCCGCUUUGCUUACUCCCUGCUAGAGAAAUUGAUUUCGUACAUCGAUCGUGCCACAAUCAACAUGAAGCUGCUGAGGCCAUCAACGACCUUCAGCCGUCGGUCGUCAUUCAAGACCUGCUCAAGAGAUAUCAAGUUCUUCUCCAAGGUUGUGCUUCCACUAAUCGAGAAAUAUUUCUCAUCGAAUCGAAACUACUUCAUCGCAAUUGCUACCGCCACGAACAACGUAGGUGCUGCCUCGCUGAAGGAAAAGGAGAUGGUAGCCGCACUGUUCACCAAAUUAGCCAGUUUGCUGAGAUAUCGAAUGGCGGCAUUCGGUGCUGACGUCAGGAUCACCGUUCGCUGUCUACAGGUGCUGGUUAAGAGCGUUGACGCCAAAUCUCUGACAAAGAACUGCCCGGAAUUCAUUCGUACUUCUAUGUUAACGUUCUUCAACAACACUGCGGACGAUCUGGGACAAACGAUCUUCAACUUGCAAGAAGGCAAAUAUGAUCGCUUGCGCGGUACACACUUGAAAACCUCAACGUCGCUAGCGUACGUCAAUCAGGUAAUUCUACCGGUAUUGACAGCACUGUUCGAUCACCUGGCAGCUUGCGAUUAUGGUAGUGAUCUGUUAUUGGAUGAAAUUCAAGUCGCGUCGUACAAAAUUCUGUCUUCGUUAUACACACUGGGAACUGAUACCACGCUUACAAGGGAUCGCAAGUACCUCAAGACUGAAAUUGAACGCCACAAACCGGCGUUGGGAUCCUGUCUUGGAGCGUUCAGCUCUUGCUUCCCGGUAGCCUUCCUCGAGCCACAUGCCAACAAGCACAAUCCAUUCUCACUGUUGAAUCGUAUUGCCGACACAUCUCUGGAAGCUCAGGACAUCAUGACGAAAAUGGAGAGCUCGAUGCCAACGCUCGAAACGAUCUUGUCCGAAGUCGACCACUUUGUCGAAUCGGAGAAGACAUACCAAGAUGCUCAACAUAUCAUCGAUGUAAUUCUACCAUUGCUGUGCUCCUAUCUGCCAUUCUGGUGGAACCAAGGUCCGGACAACGUCAGCCCACAAUCCGGAAAUCACGUUACAAUGGUCACGGCAGAUCACAUGAAUCUCCUGCUCAAGAACGUUCUGAAAAUGAUCAAGAAGAACAUUGCCAAUGAAAACGCACCCUGGAUGACGCGCAUCGCUAGUUUCACCCAGCAGAUCAUCAUCAACAGCUCGGAGGAGCUACUGAAGGAUGUCUUCCUUCCGUUGGCCGAGCGUGUGAAAAAGCGUUGCGACAGCAUGUUCCACAAAGAAGAAAGCUUGAGAGGUUUUCUCAAGUCUUCCACGGACGACACGUCGCAAAUUGAAGCCCAAAUCCAGGAAGACUGGCAACUGCUGGUCCGCGACAUCUACUCGUUCUACCCGCUGUUGAUCAAGUACGUUGAUCUGCAGAGGAACCACUGGUUGAAGGAUAACAUUGCGGAAGCGGAAGAGAUCUACAACUACGUUGCCGAAAUCUUCAACGUUUGGUCUAAGAGUCAGUACUUCUUGAAGGAGGAACAGAACUUCAUUUCUGCCAACGAAAUCGAUAACAUGGCACUGAUCAUGCCGACCGCUACGCGGCGAACAGCUGCUGUUUCCGGCGAUGCACCCGCUGCCGGCGGUAAGAUCAAGAAGAAGAAGCGUGCCCGAGACAAGAAGCGUGACAAGGACAAGGAAAUUCAGUCCAGUUUGAUGGUCGCUUGUCUCAAACGUUUACUUCCGGUCGGGUUGAACCUGUUUGCUGGUAAGGAACAAGAACUGGUACAGCAUUGUAAGGAUCGCUACUUGAAGAAAAUGCCCGAAUAUGAAGUGAUUGAAUUUGCUCACACCCAACUGACCCUUCCGGAUAAGCUGGAUCCGGCGGACGAAAUGUCCUGGCAGCACUAUCUGUAUUCCAAGUUGGGCAAAAAAGAGGACACCAUUGUGCAGGAUUCGAUCGAGAAAUCCACCGACAAAAAGCAAGGCAACAAGAUCGAGGACACCGUCGAACGAAUCGUUGCCAUGGCGAAGGUUCUGUUUGGAUUGCACAUGAUUGACCAUCCACAACAACAAAGUAAAAAUGUUUAUAGAAGUUGUGUGUCGAUACAGAGAAAACGGGCGGUUAUUGCUUGUUUCAGACAUGUCUCCUUACAUUCGCUGCCAAGACAUCGAGCCUGUAACAUCUUCGCUAGGACCUACUCCGAACUAUGGCUGGAGGACGAGAAUGUUGGACAAGAAGUCAUGAUUGAAGACCUUACUCAAACAUUCGAAGAUGCCGAGAAAAAGAAGAAGGAAGAGGAAGAGGAGGAGGGUAAACCCGAUCCGCUGACUCAGCUGGUAACGACCUUCUGCCGUGGUGCUAUGACGGAGCGUAGCGGUGCCCUCCAAGAGGACGCCCUGUAUAUGUCCUAUGCGAGCAUUGUUGCUCGAUCGUGCGGCGAAGAGGAGGAAGAGGGAGGUGACGAAGAAGAAGGCGGCGGUGGUGGUGGUGAGGAUGAAGGAGGUGCCAGUAUUCAUGAACAAGAAAUGGAGAAGCAGAAAUUGCUGUUCCAUCAGGCCCGCUUGGCCAAUCGUGGCGUUGCCCAAAUGGUCCUGCUACACAUUUCCGCAUCCAAGGGUAUUCCCUCGGACAUGGUCAUGCGAACACUUCAGUUGGGCAUCGCUAUCCUGCGGGGCGGUAACAUCGACGUCCAGAUGGGCAUGUUGAACCACCUGAAGGAGAAGAAGGACGUCGGAUUCUUCACCUCGAUCGCGGGUUUGAUGAACUCUUGUAGUGUGCUUGAUCUGGAUGCCUUUGAACGCAACACCAAAGCCGAGGGGCUUGGUGUUGGUGCUGAAGGGGCAGCUGGUGAGAAGAAUAUGCACGAUGCUGAAUUCACCUGUGCUCUGUUCCGGUUCAUCCAACUGACUUGCGAAGGCCACAACUUGGACUGGCAGAAUUAUUUGAGAACUCAGGCUGGUAAUACCACCACCGUUAACGUAGUCAUCUGUACUGUCGAUUACCUGCUGCGACUUCAGGAGUCCAUUAUGGACUUUUACUGGCACUACUCCAGCAAGGAAUUGAUCGACUCAGCUGGUAAAGCCAACUUCUUCAAGGCCAUCGGUGUUGCUAGUCAGGUAUUCAACACCCUUACUGAAGUCAUCCAAGGUCCUUGUACACAGAAUCAGCAAGCGUUGGCCCAUUCCCGUCUAUGGGAUGCCGUCGGAGGUUUCUUAUUCUUGUUUUCGCACAUGCAAGACAAACUCUCCAAGCACUCCAGCCAAGUCGACCUACUGAAGGAAUUGCUCAACUUGCAAAAGGAUAUGAUCACCAUGAUGCUGUCCAUGCUUGAGGGAAACGUCGUGAACGGUACGAUCGGUAAACAGAUGGUGGAUACCCUGGUCGAAUCGGCUUCCAACGUAGAGCUGAUCCUCAAGUACUUCGACAUGUUCUUGAAAUUGAAGGAUCUCACUUCUACGCCAAGCUUUACGGAAAUCGAUCCCAACGGCGAUGGAUGGAUUUUACCCAAGGACUUCCGGGAGAAGAUGGAGCAACAGAAGAGUUACACACCGGAGGAAAUUGACUUCCUGCUGGCUUGUUGUGAAACCAAUCACGACGGAAAGAUCGAUUACAUUGGUUUUGUUGAUCGCUUCCACGAACCAGCGAAGGAAAUCGGUUUCAACUUGGCGGUACUGUUGACAAACCUUUCUGAGCACAUGCCCAACGAACCUCGUCUGGCCCGUUUCCUGGAGACUGCUGGAUCAGUUCUGAACUAUUUCGAAUCGUUCCUGGGUCGUAUUGAAAUUAUGGGAUCGUCCAAGCGCAUCGAACGAGUGUACUUUGAGAUCAAGGAGGCCAACAUCGAACAGUGGGAGAAACCACAGAUCAAAGAAUCUAAGCGCGCAUUCUUCUACUCGAUCGUAACUGAGGGCGGUGACAAGGAGAAACUCGAAGCGUUCGUCAAUUUCUGCGAGGAUGCUAUAUUUGAAAUGACACAUGCGUCCGGACUGAUGGCCAGCGAUGAAGACGGCGGCAACGUACGGCGUGAGGCCGCCUUCACUUACAUUAGCGAAGAGGAAGAAGAACGCGCCGCUAAGGAUCCAAUCAAGCGAACGAUUCAAGCCAUCAAGGACGGUCUGUCCUACUCGGUAUACAUGAUCUCACCAUCGAACAUCAAACAUCAGAUCGCGGUGCUGCAGUCGAAAUCAUUCCCGGAAAUUAUCGUAGGCUUCUUCAAAAUGAUCUUCUACGCGUUCUACUAUUCAGGCUUUGGGGUAUCGGUUAUUAUCAAGUAUUUGGUGAACAUUCUAAUGUCAUUGAUGCGAGGAUCAACUCAGGAGGAAGAGGAAGUGAUCGUGGAAGUUGAACCGUCGUUACUAGCGUUACCACCGUUACCAACAGAAGAACCGCCUAGUACGGUACAGGCAUUUGGUUUGGAUAUUAGUAAGGAAGAGAAUGGGCAAUACCGCAUGCAGCCUCAUGAAUCCCCUGCUUUGAGUCCAUCAUCGUCGGUGGAGGAAACGGGUGAGAGUAGUCCGGAGGAUGGCGCUGCUGAACUGUCGGCAGAUGCGGCCAGCGCUGAACCGCCGAUGACUCUGGUUGAUCUUCUCGGAGGUGAAGCUGCCAAGCGAGCGGCUCAAGAACGAUCGGAAGCUCAGAAAGCCCAGGAAGCUACUUUGGCUAACAUCGAAGCCGAACAGAAGAAAGCAUCUGCUGACACAAAAGAACCGGCAGCUGUAACGCAGAUCGAUUUUUCGAAGUACACGAAGAAGGCAGUCAGCUUUUUGGCUAGGAACUUCUAUAACCUGAAAUACGUCGCUUUGGUUUUGGCAUUCGGUAUCAAUUUUAUGUUGCUGUUCUAUAAGGUUACAACACUGGAUGACGAUGAACCUGCGGAAGGAUCUGGCGAGGAUAUGAUGGAAUUGGCCUCAGGACUUGGCUCUGGAUUGGUUGAAGCUGUUUUGGAAGGUGGUAGCGGCGAGGGUGGCAGUGGAGAUGGUGGAGACGAAGGUGACGGAGAAGAUCCACUGGAAAAGGUCGAGGUGGAUGAGGACUUCUUCUACAUGGCACACGUGAUGCGGAUCGCUGCCUUUAUGCACAGUUUGGUCUCGCUUUGUAUGUUGAUUGCGUACUAUCAUCUGAAGGUUCCGCUGGCUAUCUUCAAACGCGAAAAGGAAAUUGCUCGACGACUGGAAUUCGACGGACUGUUCAUUGCCGAGCAACCGGAAGACGAUGACAUCAAAUCACACUGGGAUAAAUUGGUUAUUUCAGCAAAGACGUUCCCAGUCAAUUACUGGGACAAAUUCGUCAAAAAGAAGGUCCGUCAGAAGUACAGCGAGACCUACGAUUUCGAUUCAAUAUCUAAUUUGCUUGGUAUGGAAAAGAACGCUUUUGCUGCUCAGGAGAGUACCGAAGGAGGUGGAUUCUUCCACUUUAUUGCAAACAUCGAUUGGAGAUACCAGAUCUGGAAAGCCGGCGUCACAAUCACGGACAACGCUUUUCUGUAUUCGCUUUGGUAUUUCACGUUUUCGGUUAUGGGCAACUUCAAUAAUUUCUUCUUUGCGGCUCAUUUGCUCGAUGUGGCCGUCGGUUUUAAAACUCUGCGUACCAUUUUGCAGUCCGUAACACACAACGGCAAACAACUGGUGCUGACGGUCAUGCUUCUCACAAUUAUUGUCUACAUCUACACCGUAAUUGCGUUCAACUUCUUCCGAAAGUUCUACAUCCAGGAAGAUGACGAUGGAGAAGAGGGAGACCGGAAAUGUCACGACAUGGGCACCUGCUUCGUCUUCCAUUUGUACAAAGGUGUCCGAGCGGGUGGUGGCAUUGGUGACGAAAUUGGAGACCCAGACGGAGACGACUACGAAGUGUAUCGAAUUCUAUUCGAUAUUUCGUUCUUCUUCUUCGUUAUUAUUAUCCUGCUUGCCAUCAUCCAGGGUUUGAUCAUUGACGCUUUCGGAGAGCUUCGUGAUCAGCUGGAAUCGGUUAAGGAGGACAUGGAGUCUAACUGCUUUAUUUGUGGUAUAGGCAAAGACUAUUUUGAUAAAGUACCUCACGGGUUCGACACGCACGUCGCUCAGGAACACAACCUGGCGAACUACAUGUUCUUCCUGAUGCAUUUAAUCAACAAACCGGACACGGAGUACACCGGUCAGGAAACUUACGUGUGGAACAUGUACCAGCAAAGAUGUUGGGACUUCUUCCCCGUUGGUGACUGCUUCAGGAAGCAGUACGAAGAUGAACUGAGUGGUGGUGGCAGUUAAUUAGCUGAGUAACAUCAACAAACCGGGAAAACAAACCAAAAGUUAUGAACAAACGAACAAAAAUCAAACAAUCAACCAAUCAUUUUAAAGACAUUUUUUCAAAGUUUCAUCUUAAAAUUAAUGAGAUCGACUAUUCCAAAGAAAUUAUUAUCUUUCACGAGCAAUCUUUCCAAAAUCAAAUGUCUUAAAAACGUCAAUUUGUAAAAUCUAAUUUAGGGAAAAUUUAAAGAAUUGAAAAUAAUUGAGCCAACAUUUCUCCUAGAGUAAGCGUCAUACCUCGGGUAUUUUUUUCAUGAUUUAUAAUUCGAAGUAACAGACAGAACCUAUCUCAUCCAGAUCAUUUCUCAUGUUUACACGAACGAGCUAUUGUUAUAGCAUAUAGUUGGAUAUCUAUAUUUUUAUUCUUUGAUUGCACAAACAUUGACGCGUAUUUCUCAUUUAUGUUACUAUUAAGUUUGAUUGAUCAUUUUGAAAUGGUUCUGUAACAAACCGUGACAAAUCAAAGAAUGUCUAGGAGAAAUCUUCUACAUGCGAACUCAGUAGAUAAUAUACACAAUGAUCACUUUUUAUCUAGUUGAAAAGAUUCUAUUAGGAUUAAUAAAAACAGAUCGACUACUUAUGAGUAAUACAA
Messenger RNA from Armigeres subalbatus, 16644 nucleotides. RefSeq names its product ryanodine receptor (gene RyR). Lineage: Eukaryota; Metazoa; Arthropoda; Insecta; Diptera; Culicidae. Gene Ontology annotation, biological process: intracellular calcium ion homeostasis; striated muscle contraction; release of sequestered calcium ion into cytosol by sarcoplasmic reticulum. Gene Ontology annotation, cellular component: calcium channel complex; smooth endoplasmic reticulum; Z disc. Gene Ontology annotation, molecular function: ryanodine-sensitive calcium-release channel activity; protein binding. The coding region runs from base 630 to 16013 and encodes 5127 amino acids. The record is from RefSeq and is a predicted model, not a curated record. The transcript has 30 exons.